Messenger RNA from Stylophora pistillata, 1193 nucleotides. Its product is annotated as copper chaperone for superoxide dismutase. The record is from RefSeq and is a predicted model, not a curated record. Lineage: Eukaryota; Metazoa; Cnidaria; Anthozoa; Scleractinia; Pocilloporidae. Gene Ontology annotation, biological process: superoxide metabolic process. Gene Ontology annotation, molecular function: copper ion binding.
CCUUUUUCCCGGGCUUAAUUACAAGCCUCGUCUCCAGAGUGACAUAGCCGUCCCAGGCUCAUUGGUACGCAGCAAUUUCAAGAUGGCUUCUAACUCAACAACAACCAAGAUGGAGUUUGCCGUACAGAUGACAUGUAAGAAUUGUGUAGAUGCAAUUCACAAUUCGCUUCAUGGUGCUGAAGGUAUCAAAUCAUUCACAGUGGAUCUGAACUCAGAGCAAGUGAUUUUAGAGACAACUCUGUCAACAGGACAAGUCCAGAAUCUAUUACAGAGCUCAGGACGCACAGCUAUCUUACGUGGAAUGGGUCCAGCAGGGAGUGAUCUGAAGCAUUUAGGGGCUGCUGUUGUGGAGAUGCGCAGUGGAAUUGUUAAGGGUGUCACCAGAUUUGUUCAGGUAUCUGAGGAUCUGUGUGUGAUUGAUGGCACAAUUGAUGGACUUUCUCCUGGACUUCAUGGGCUAAAUAUUCAUGAAUUAGGAGAUCUGUCUCUGGGAUGCACAAGUACUGGUGAUCAUUAUAAUCCCCAAAACUGUCAACAUGGAGCACCAGAGGACAAUGAGAGACAUGUGGGUGACCUUGGCAACAUUUCAGCCGACAAAAAUGGCAGAGCUUCUUUCAGAAUAGAAGACAAAAAUAUCAAGGUUUGGGAUGUAAUUGGCCGCUCACUUGUCGUGCAUCAGGGUGAAGACGAUCUUGGGCGUGGUAGUGAUGAACUCUCGAAGAUAACUGGAAAUUCCGGCCCUGGAUUAUCUUGUGGAAUCAUCGCCAGAUCAGCUGGACUUUUCCAGAACACCAAAAAAUACUGCGCAUGUGAUGGGAAAAUCCUUUGGGAAGACAAGCCAUUGUCUACACCAACAAGCAUGCCUUCUCAGCUGUAAAUUCUUGUGCGCGAACCAGCGGAUGUCUUGAAAUCAAGAAACCACCAAGAAUAUUUCAUCUGUUUGGGAGCUCCGUAAAAGCAGGACGCAGGCUAAGCAAUAAGAUUCGCUCCAGUCUGUUUAAGCGAAAUCACGAAAAACAGGAGUGGUUGAUUUUGUGCUUUGGGUUCAUUCAAAAGUUAUGAGUUGCAAUUUUCUACUGUUAUAAAAUCGCUCAGGGAAGAAUUUUAGUGGAAAGUUGUCUAAAUUUUUCAUUCCACGCUUAACACUUACUCUUUGGAUCUUCUCAUUUCGUGUGACUGAGGAGAAAAAAAAA